Messenger RNA from Oikopleura dioica, 1500 nucleotides. Lineage: Eukaryota; Metazoa; Chordata; Appendicularia; Copelata; Oikopleuridae. The record is from the annotation of a GenBank genome assembly.
AUGAUAUUUUCGAUAGUAUUUUCACUUCUUUUUGGCACAGUUACGCUUCGGCAUGGAAAACAGGAAAAAUCUCGUCGACGAGAAGCAGAGGCAGAAAAUGACGAUUUGAAAAGACGGCUUCAAGCGUCCGAGGCGGAGCGAAAAGCACUUGAAUCAGAGUUCAAAUCAAAAUCCGAGAGAAAAGACGAUGAGCUUCAGAGGCUCAGGGCAGAACUUGACGGGCUCAAGAAACUUAUGUCGGAUGAUCUUCAAGUCGCGGUCGACUCAAUCGCCACCAGAGGACCUUAUAUAAAUAUAGACAGUCCACUUACCGAUGUUGAAAGCCAAAUUCUUCAAGCAAUAAAGAGCAAUCGUGACAAUGAACUCCUCUAUAAUUACAUUCCGAACCGGAAGUACGGUCUUCCAAAGCGCUCUCAAGCAGAUUCCGAAGAAAAACAAUGGUCAGCAGUCGAUAUUUUCGUAAACGAGGACACUCCUCAAGAGUCGUACUCGCAAGGUUAUCUGAAUGACAAUCCGUCCGAGCAUUACGAAGACGAGAAUUUCGACGAGUUCGAUCAUGAAUACGUCUAUUUCAACAAAUCGAACACACCAUCUGGCGGGGACAUCUAUAUUCGGCGGCAGAGUCGCGAGUGCGAGACGAUCAUGGAAGAGGACGAGCACGAAAUGGUCGAGUUCCUCUCGACAAGAACCUCCAACGUCGCCUCCUCCCUCGGCCAUAAUCGAUCGCCGGAGAUCAGCCCUGCCAACACAGCCGCCCGCUUCUUCUCAAGAAAACAACAGCACCAAAACAAUCAACAAAACCAGAGCCCCUUCAGAGUUGUAGAAAUGCAUCCUGCGCAGAAGCUACCGGAUGAUAUGAGCAUAGUGGAUUCGCAAACUGAGAAAACUCUUCGCGACUAUCCCUUCUACAACCAAAUCAAAUCGCAGGUGAUGCACCUGCCCAUCGAGCUCACCAACUCGGACUGGUCCGACGAGGCGAAGUUCUGCGACGAGCUGCGCAAUCACGGUGCUCAGGCCGCCACAAAUCAGAGCCCGCCCGAGCAAAGUCGCCGGAACGACUUUCAAAAACACAAAAUCCAGCCCGCGGAUAUUUCUUACGAGCCUGAACCAUCGGAAGAUGAUUUCGCCUUCCCGCCACCGCCAGAAAAAGAUGAGCCUGUCUACAUUCGUCCGAGCUUCCCGGAAAAGAGGAAUUCUCGGACGAGAAGGGCUAGAAGGGACAAAUACACGCCACAAAUAGCUAAAUUCAAAAAUGAGUCGGGCAAAAUUCAAUACGAGAAUAACCAGACACCUCUUGCGACGAAACGGGCUUACGAUCAAUCUGCGUAUGGGCAAUUUACACGUUCCUCGCGGUACCAAAGCUUCCCCAACUAUCCACGGUAUCGGCAGCCGGCCCGUCGCUCCGCCAAAAGUCAACCACCUCUCGCGACCUACUGGCUCCUCGCCUUCCUCCUGUUCAUGCUUAUGUUCAUAUCCCUCUUUCCACUGAUGUUCAUGUGA